Cherax quadricarinatus is the source of this 3313-nucleotide messenger RNA. NCBI's taxonomy places the organism in Eukaryota, Metazoa, Arthropoda, Malacostraca, Decapoda, Parastacidae. The record is from RefSeq and is a predicted model, not a curated record.
AUAGUGCAUAUAUGUUUGUUUACACACACAAGCUCUCAAUGGGAUUUCCUUGAUGCUGGUGAAGGGCUCUUGAUCUACGGAAUUGGAUCUGUGCUCCAGUUCCCUGAAUUAAGACCUGAAUGCCUUCCAUAACCCCCCUUCCUAACCCACAGGCACUAUAUACUCCCUGCGGGUUUAACGCUCCCAAUAAUAAAUUAGCAAAGCUGAGCAUGAGGCAGCUGUAUAGCCCUUGUGGCUUAGCGCUUCUUUUUGAUUAUAGUAAUAAUGAGCAUGAGGCAGCAGGACAACAGUGCUCAACCAGCUCUUGUUCAGGUAGCACCGUUCUUACAUCUCCUUUAUUACAGGUGUUUCUUUCAAGUACGCAACUUCCAUCUUUCACUCAGUCACACAUAUUAAGCCACAACAUGACGGAACAAGAUGUGGGCGUGAAGAGCAGUGUGGGAGUAGAUGAGGUAGUGGACUCUUGGGAGGUGAGAGCAGAGGAGUUGUUUACACUGUGUGACCAAGAGUGUAAGGGUUUCAUCACUAAGAGAGAUCUACAGCGUCUAUGGGGAGAACUUCCGCUGGAUCCGGACGAGUUGGAACGCGUGUUCGAUUUCCUGGACCAGGACCACAACGGCUUCCUCUCUCUCCGAGAGUUUACCGAUGGCUUCGGUUCACACUUGGGUCUGGUGGUGGAGUUCUGUGCCGAGGUGACCUCCAGCAGCGGGUCAGUUGGUGAAGCCAAGGAGCGGCACCUGGACGCAAGCAGCAACAGCACCAACUACCUGGACGUAAACAGCAGCAGCAGCACCAGCCACCUGGACGUAAACAGCAGCAGCAGUAGCACCAGCCACCUGGACGCCAUACUCAAGACUCUCUCCGCACACCCCCUCCACUCUGACCUGGCGGUGGAGUCUGUAUGGGAAGCCGUGUGUGGCGGGUCAGAAGACAUCAUGGAGGAGAGUAAACUGGAGCAGCUGGUGGCUGCGUUGCUUCACCGACUGUGGCAGCUUAAGGCUGAACACGCACAGCUGGAGGCUGUCCUGGCUACUAAAACUGAACAGUACAAUCAGCAGGUGUCCCAGCUGUACGAGGAGCUGGAGACACACAUGAGCGGGGAGCAGAAGACAGCAGCUGUGGAACACAGGAACAUGGACUCGCAGGCUCUGGCUCAGCUGGAGCAGCAGGUGAAAGAGAGUGAGAUGGUCCUGCGAUCCAUGGAGGAGCAGCAGCAGUCACUGCAGCAACAACUGGCCCACAUAACCGCUACUGAAACAGCAACACGGCAAGACAACACCUACCUCUCUAAGCAUGUGGAGCGUCUAGAAGAGGAUUUAGCCAGGAAAGACGCAGAGUUGCUCCAGUUGACCACAGCUCUGGAGUCACUCAAGAAAAACACCAAGAAUGAGAAGAUACGACGGGCUCGACAAGCUUUUAAUGUAAGGUUUAAUUAUUGGACUCCUGGUGAUGGACGAGGUGGUGAGUGUGAGCAUGAUGAAGAGUACUUCAAGAAUGUCAGUGUUGAAGUUGACCCAGCAUCAGUGAUGACCCCGCUGACUGUCCCAACAGAGACGAGUCUUCUGCAUGAACUGCUGCGCUACCCGCCUCUCUGUGCUCACUGCCAACGACGACUCUCUAAUGACUUAUUAGAUACUCCAAGUAUGCUGCAGCCUCUUUUCAUUCAUAAUAUUGGGGGAAGGGGUGCCAAAGUAUCGGUUUCAUUGGUAUUUAUACUACAAGGCAUUUUUAAUCAAUAUGAUGUAUUACAAUUUAGUACUAUGGUGAUAUCUCCAAGCACAGCAGCACAAGCUCUUCAUUCAUCAUCACUGGAAGAAUCUUCUUCUGAAUUACUGUAUGAUGCAUCACUAGCAGAAAGUGUGGCCAUACAACAGUGUGGAGAGGUAUUUGUAGGCCUUUCAUCUGAUAAAACUGCCAAUGGUAUUCCCAGUGACAUUAACCAAGCCAGACAUUUCUUGUGGAACAGUGUCAGGAAGCAGUGUCCCAUCAUGCCUCGGUACUCAACCACCAUCAUAUACCACCCAGCCUACCACACUACCAUACAACUACUUCCUGUGUAUUACACUCAAUACACCCACCACACAUGCCACAUCUACCACACGUAUCAUACUUUCAUCCUUCAAAGUCGGGACAUAAAAACCAAAGCUACAAUAAAUGUAGAACCAGUUACUACAUCCAGAGGAAUUCAGGAAAGCCAUCUUGAUCAACACCAGAUCUCUCAGACUCUGCUUCAACAAGACAAUCUACAAGGUACAAAAUACUGCACAUCAGAGUCUGUAACACAUGACAUAAGUAGACUGCAAGAGAGCCAGAGUAAUCUUCUACAGGAUGAUACACAUAAUGUGUGUGUUAACCAUAAAAAUCCGUGCAAGAAGGAAGUACCCACUGCACCUGUAAACCAAUCUUUAGGGGAAGGAGCCUUGAACAUGCCAACCCUAAUUAAUAAUAGUACAUGUAAGUCACAGAUGGAUCCUGAUGCAGCAUCAAAACAAAUAGUUGAGAUUGUAGACAAGGGCAGAAGAGAAAUGUCACAAAAAAAUUCAAUAAAUGAUUCAUCAAUGGUAGUACCUCCACUGCUGCAUCCCUACCCUCAAAGAGACAAAAUGUCAAAGUUGAAUGUUGAAGAAAAUAAAGGGUGCAGGAACAAAUAUGAGAAGAAAGUUGAGCCACAAGCAUCUAGCAAUACUUUAGCAGGAACACCCCUUGUGUACUGCCCCUCCAGGAUGUUCAAGGUGGUGUUCAUUGGAGACAGUGGAGUAGGGAAGACCACAUUUAUCCACAGGGCCUACAGGGGAGAGUUUCGUGGUGACUUUGGUUCCACAGUAGGGGUGGAUUACCAGACACUGGAGAUGCAAAUGCAUGGAGUAUUGGCAGUGCUUCAGCUGUGGGAUACCGCUGGCCAAGAACGUUUUCGUUCCAUCACUAGACAGUACUACAGGAAAGCUGAUAGUGUGGUGGUGAUGUACGAUAUCACCAGUGAGCAGUCAUUUUUGAAUGUGGUGGACUGGAUAACCUCAGUGAAGGAGACUGCUGGGGAUGAGGUGAUGAUUGUCAUGCUUGGGAAUAAAGUUGAUCUGCAGGAACACCGGUGUAUUAGUCAAGGCAUGGUUGACAAACUGGCCAAGGUCAACAACUGCCUCACAUUUGAAUGCAGUGCAGCAACAGGGAGUGGAGUGCAGGAUGUCAUGAUGCAUAUAGCAACUUUGCUCACCACCCAACAAGUGCGUAAUACUCCACUUGAAACUUCACUCAUGCUACAAGACUCAUUCGACAAAAGAAUAUGCUGCAAGUAAAUUGCCUACAAUUAAUCGUC